Messenger RNA from Geodia barretti, 307 nucleotides. NCBI's taxonomy places the organism in Eukaryota, Metazoa, Porifera, Demospongiae, Tetractinellida, Geodiidae. The record is from the annotation of a GenBank genome assembly.
CAAGAGCCAGAACAAGAGUUUCUCUACUGCAUCUCCAACACAGUUGCUGCACCUCCGCUCCCUGACCUCCUCACUUACAAAAAUGGAACACCAUCUACCCAGACUGUUCAUUCUGACAGUGAUAUCAUUAGUUGGCUGGAGCGAGGCAGCCCCUGCACAUCACAUUCACCAGCGCCAAGUAGAGCAGAUCAACGGACCUCAUGAUGUCAGGUGGAGACUGGUAUCCGGUCUGGAGACGGCAUAUUUCUACAUUGACAAAUUGACAAGGCAGGUGAAAGCAUGUGACAACCAGCCACUGCUCACUGCU